Molecule: messenger RNA, 5164 nt
Organism: Micropterus salmoides (largemouth bass)
Lineage: Eukaryota; Metazoa; Chordata; Actinopteri; Centrarchiformes; Centrarchidae
Gene: dpp6a
Product: dipeptidyl-peptidase 6a
Exons: 27
Coding region: 322-2757 (811 amino acids)
Biological process (GO): proteolysis
Molecular function (GO): dipeptidyl-peptidase activity; serine-type peptidase activity
Source: RefSeq, a predicted model, not a curated record
GUGAGCAGGUUAGUGUUCAAAAUCAUCUUGGAAGUGCGUGAAUAUAAAGGAAUUACUGUCACAAAAGUGACAGUAAGUGGGUUUAAAGCCACCAGUUUUACCAGUUGAUUUAUGUGGGAAAGUUUUCAUCGGAUUUACAUUUGACUUCGUGGCAAUCAGCAGCACUUUUGCGUGAAAAAACAAUCAGGAAAUCUCGUUAAAUUCUCCGGACUACAUCUGGGGAAACAUUAGACAAUUUAAUGCAUCUCUGAACAGCAAACAAGCUCGUUGCAAGCCGAUAACGAGGAGCGACAGCGAUCCUGCGCACCAGACGUUUUCGCCAUGAACCAAACGGCAGGAGCCACAAACGCAUAUCGCAGAUGCUCCAAGAAUGGAAAGGAGCUGGUGGGCAGUAACCCUCCGCAGAGGAACUGGAAGGGAAUAGCGAUCGCCCUUCUUGUCAUUCUGGUCAUCUGCUCGCUGAUUGUCACCUCUGUCAUCCUGUUGACACCAGGUGAGGAUGACCGCCUGGCGCUCAAGGGCAAAGUGACCGUUGGAGACCUCUUUAGAAAAGACUUCAAGGUUCAUGACCCUAACGCCAAAUGGAUAAGCAGUAAUGAGCUAUUGUACCGUAGUCGUGAUGGCGAUGUCGUCAAGUUCAAUGUCGACACUGAUGAGAAGACCAUCUUGGUGCAUAACAAGAAAUUUGAAAUGUACAAAGCCAGCAAGUAUGAGGUGUCUCCUGACAUGAAGCAUGUGCUGCUGGCCUACAACGUCGCACCGGUAUACCAGCAUUCUUACACGGCCUUCUACAUCAUCUGCAGUCUGGAUACUCCGGAGACCUGGAACUUGAACCCUCCAGAGGUGCGAAAUGCACAGCUGCAGUACGCAGGUUGGGGACCCCAGGGUCAGCAACUGAUCUUCAUAUUUGAGAACAACAUCUACUAUCGCUCUACAGUGGAGAGCCGCUCCAUUCGUCUGGUGUCUACUGGCAAGGAGGGGGUCAUCUUCAAUGGGCUCAGUGAUUGGCUGUAUGAAGAGGAGAUUUUCCAAUCCCAUAUUGCUCAUUGGUGGUCUCCAGAUGGUGCCAGGUUAGCAUACGCCACCAUAAAUGACACCCUGGUGCCCAGAAUGGAACUGCCCAUGUUCACGGGCUCCCCCUACCCAAUGGGGAAAGAGUACCACUACCCUAAGGCCGGUGAGGAGAACCCAGUUAUCACGCUGUAUGUUGUGAACCUAAACGGCCCUCUUCACACCAUCGAGAUGAGGAGACCUGAUGAUCCCAGGAUAGGUGAGUACUACGUGACCAUGGUGAAAUGGGCCACCACCACCAAGCUGGCCAUCAACUGGCUGAACAGAGCCCAGAACAUCUCGAUACUUACACUGUGUGAGGCCACAACGGGAGUUUGCACAAAGAAACAUGAGGAUGAAAGUGAAGGAUGGCUGCACAGACAGAAUGAGAAGCCUCUGUUUUCCAAAGAUGGGCUGAAGCUGUUCUUUACUCGUGCCAUUCCUCAAGGAGGCAGGGGCAAGUUCUUCCACAUCUCCAUGUCCAUCUCUCAGCCCAACACCAGUACAGACACACUGCAAUCCAUCACAUCUGGAGACUGGGAUGUCACCCAAGUCCUGGCCUAUAAUGAGGACAGCCAGUUGAUAUACUUCUUGAGCACUGAGGAUGGUCCAAAGCGAAGACAUUUGUACAGCGCGGACACAUUUGGUUCGUUCAACCGCCGCUGUCUGUCGUGCGCCUUGUCCGACAGCUGUGGCUACAUCAGCGGCUCCUUCAGCCACAACAUGAGCUAUUUCCUGUUAAACUGCCAAGGGCGGGACAUCCCAUUUGUAGCUGUUUACAAGACACAGAGAGACGGAGAAAGUGAGACGCAAGACAGAGAGAGUAUUGCAGAAGUAUAUAAACUGGAGAGUAAUCAGAACCUGAGGCUGACCCUGGACUCCAUGCAGAUGCCUAUAGUGGAGUACAAGGAGAUCAACAUGGAUGACUACACCCUGUCGAUGCAGAUCUUCAAACCUGCCGGGUUCGUGGAGACAGCACACUAUCCACUGCUCCUGCUUGUCGACGGGACCCCUGGUGGCCAGACGGUGGCGGAGCAGUUUCACCUGGACUGGACCACCGUGCUGGUGAGCAGCUUCGGUGCCAUCGUGGUGCGCUGUGACGGACGAGGCAGCGGCUUCCAGGGCACCAACCUACUGCACAGGAUUCAGAAGAGGCUGGGCGUGUUCGAGGAACAGGAUCAGAAGGAUACUCUUAAUUUCAUUUUGAAAGAGCCCUACAUUGACAAAACCAGAGUUGGAGCAUUUGGAAAGGUGUAUGGAGGCUAUGUGACCAGCCUGUUGGUCAGCGGCGAGGAAUCACCUGUCAAGUGUGGCGCUGUCCUCUCACCCAUCACUGACUUUGAAUUAUAUGCUUCUGCAUUUUCAGAGAGAUAUCUUGGGCUGCCUAAACCUGAUCCAAGGGCAUACACGAUGGCAAAUUUAGCACACAGAGCAUCUCAGUUCAUGGAUAAGAAGUUUCUUAUUAUCCAUCCAACAGCUGAUGAAAAAGUCCAUUUCCAACAUACAGCGAAAUUCAUUGCCCAGCUCAUCAAUGAAAAGGCCAACUACACCUUACAGAUCUACCCAGAUGAAGGCCACUUCAUUCACAGUGAAGCAACAAGGCAGCACCUCAGCCAGUCCCUGGUCAACUUCUUCGAGGAAUGCUUCAGGCUACCAGAAAUAGUGUUUGAGGAGGUGCUGGAGGAGGAGAGUGAAGACGAGGGUUAGCUCAGCCUCCUGAGGCUUAUGUGCCCCAAAUACUUCCCACCCAUGUUUCACCUACUGAACCACCUCCAUCCUCUCCCAGUGCCCAAGCACAACACUGGCAUACAGCUUUCCACAAUAUGUGGAAAUUGUCAUCUGUCCUUGCCCAAUUUUAUUUGCACUCCCCGUGUCUGCAUGCUGAACCUGAGGACUGCCUUUCUAGCAGACGACCAUCUAUUCGCCCAUCUUCUGCCCUGAGUUCAAACCCAAACGGCCCUCCAGAGAGCCAACAAAGACUGAAGACCUGACAUGGAAUAUACUGAUUGAUUUCCCACAAAGCGGUCUCCUUCACAGCAGGACGGACCAGCUCCCUGAGCAGUGGAGAGACCGCAUCAGCAAGACUUUCCAGCUGUGAGGAGAGGAACACCUUAUAGCACAUAACUGAUGGGGUUGUAUAUUAAUGAAAAUCAGACGCCUGGUGAGAAACACUGGUUGGCAGUGUUCAUAACAGGUGUUUGGAAUUGUGCAGAUACAGGAAAUGUUACUAUUUUUAAAGUUGUGAAGAACUUUCAUGUUGGACUGUGGUUGUGUCUAUUGUUCUUACAGUAUAUAAAAUAGCACACAAACAUUCAUUUGGCUAUUACAGAUUUACUGUAUUUUAUUUCGGUAUGUCCUGAUGUUGGUUUCAUCUCGUAGCCUCGUUUUAUGUAUUUCAGUGAUGCUGACAGAAUUCUCUAGCUGGCAAAAUGUUAAUGUUUGGAUGAAAAAAAACAAAAAACACCAUGGGUUUCUCGAUGUUCAUUUCAGAAAGUUUUAUGACGCUCCAGUUUUAUCAAAUGUUAUUAGCAUUACCUUGUUUUAGUCACUGUGCCUUACUUUGUUAGAAAACAUCCUGCUGUGGGAUUGCAUUUAUGAACUACAACAAGGCUAGUUUUAUAGGAAUAGUUUGACACUUUGGGAAAUAAGCUUACCCACUUUUGUUGUAAAGACUUAGGUGAGAAGAGAGUAAUUACACUGUCAUAUCAGCCACCAGCUGGUUAACUUAGCUUAGCAUAAAGACUGGAAGCAAUGUAGCUCCUCUAAUAAUGUGUCAUUCUUUAUUCUGAGUAAAGACUGCAAGUUGUGAUUUAAGGAGUCUUAUGACAUGGAUUACUUCUUGGCCAGUGGCAAUGGCUUCCUGGAGUCUCCAGAGCCAGACUAGCUAGUUUUCUCUCUGCUUUUAUUAUUUAUGCUAAGCUAAGUGUCUCUUGGAUUUAAUAGAAGGAAAUGACAGUAGUAUCAAUCUUUCCAUCUAACUCUCAGCAAUAAAGCAUACUUUCCAAAAUGGCAGCUAUUUUUUAAAUAUAUAGCUUGAAAUAGCUAAUUAUUCAAAUAAAUUAUAAUUUUAUUAAUGUUAUUGAAAAGAGCUACUUUAACAACACUGAGAAUCAAUCAUUACACCAAGCUAAAAUGUACAGAAUCUGCAUGCAUCAUUGCUUAGACGCUGUUUAAGAAUGGUAGGUGAAGAAAACAGGUCACCAGUACAGACACUGCAGUUUUAAUCAGAAGCCACUGAAUAAACUUUAAAGUUGAAGGCAAGAGGCCAUUAGUAUUUGAGAGAAAUUAUGCAUUUGUAAAUAAGAGGGGGAAAUUGUCAGCUUCAGCGUGCAAUGAAGACAUGGCAAACUUAAUGGUGAAUUCUUGAGGCACAAGUUUAAUUUUCCUUUUAUUUAAAUUUUAUUUGAAUGGCCAUGUGUUUUACGUUUCAGUGCAUGUUAAGAGGUUAUUUGCAGCACUAUCCCUGAUAGCUCAAUUCCACAUGGUAAUUUUGACAUCUUGAAUGUUCCUUACUGGAUUGCAUAAAUUACAUCUCCAGUAGUGUUGUGAUUGAGAUCCCAGUCUCGUCGGCUUGAUGUGUAAAUGUUAUUCAAAUAUCAUUUUAUUCUGAAAAAAGAAAAGAACAAUAUUACCUGAGUGUUAUUUGUGCAUAAAGCAUUUUGGAAGUUACAUUUGACUUAAUUUCUGUUCUCCCGUUGCUGUCCUUGAACUGAGUUGAAAGUGGACUUUAUAAAUGCCAAUGGCAACAUCAAACUUUCUUGCCAGUGGUUGAGGACUUUUUCAAGACGCUCAACUUUGUUAUCCAAAGCAUAGAAGGAAAAUUAAUGUCAGAUUGUGGCAUGAAGGUAAAUGUUAGAAUAAAAAAAACUAGAUAUUUUGUCAGCCUUCAGUCUUUUUUUGGCUCAUGUUUUUUUGCUCUUGUGAAUUUUAAAGCUAUAUUAAUUUUUUUUUUAACACCAACAUGUCAUAAGAAGUGUUAUCAAACAAUUGCCCAUUUAUGUGUCUAGCAGACACACGGAAACAUUUGCACUAAUUUAGUCAUGUUUCUGGUGACCAGUUAACUGUAAGUCCAACAUUUACUCUGCUUUUCGUCUCCAAUAAAUCGUGAGUAAUA